UGACCACCUCCCCACCUCCACCCCCUCCUUCCCUUCCCCCAAUCUUCCUCUACCCUUCCCUCCUCCUCCUCCUCCUCCUCCUCCAAUCAUCACUCCGAGCACUUAAUUCUUCUUUAUAAGAAGACAUCAUCUCUCUACUUUCUUGAUCCAUUGAUGGUUAUCCCUCCAAGCCUAACCCCCCAGGGCAGGAAAGAAUGGGCGCAUGCUUCUCCGCGGACACCAAAGUAAGCGGCGGCAUCGUGCCUACUCGCCUUAGGCCGAUAGGUCAGCCGCAGAAGCAUCAGCAACCGCAGCCAGAGCAGAAUAAUCAGGCACCGCGGGAGAAGCAACAGCAGAAUGACAGAGGCAAUAAGCGGCGGCCGUGCGGGCUUCUGUCGUGUGGCAAGAGGACCGAUUUUGGGUAUGCGAAGGAUUUCGAGAGCCGGUAUUCGAUCGGGAAGCUGCUUGGGCAUGGGCAGUUUGGGUAUACAUUUGUCGCCACCGAGAACUCCACCAAGGAGCGGGUGGCGGUGAAGAGGAUAGACAAGAGUAAGGCACUUGCCAAGGAUGUUCCUUGGAGAUUAAAGGGACCACGUGUUCUGGAGAUUCUUCAAGCUAUUGAUAGCAAUACCGACGGACUUGUUGACUUCACUGAAUUUGUUGCAGCAACUUUGCAUGUGCAUCAGAUGGAGGAACAUGAUUCUGAGAAAUGGCAUUUACGUUGUAAAGCUGCUUUUGAUAAAUUUGAUGUGGAUGGAGAUGGAUAUAUUACACCAGAGGAACUUAGAAUGCAUACAGGGUUGAGGGGUUCUAUCGAACCAUUACUAGAGGAAGCUGAUAUUGACAAAGACGGAAAGAUUAGCUUGUCUGAAUUCCGUAAGUUACUAAGAACUGCAAGCAUGAGUUCCAAUGUUCCUAGUCCAUCUGGUAUAAGGAAUCCUCAGAAGUUCUAACUCCCACUGGGUAGAGGAAAAAGAUUGGCAGGAGUCGUAAACAUUACCAUUUCUAUAAUGUUCUUGCCAAAAAUUCUGAGGCUCAUUAUCAAGAACCAUAUGAGAUGGUUUUCUUCUCAGCAUGGGUGAAGUCUUCAAGUUGCGAGUGAGAGAUGGAAGGAUCAUUGGUAAAAGGAACUGCAAGAAAGCAUUAAUGGCCGGAUGUAGUAAUUUCGUGUCUUGCAUGGUACAUUAUGUGCUUAAGUUGAAGGGUCUCCUCCAUCUUUCAUCAUGAAUGAAUGUGUUGUGUGUAUCCUAUUGCAAGUUGUUCCUACUGACAUUUAUCCAAAGGAGAAGCAACACGGGUGGAAUGUGAUUCGCCCACAAAUAAUUAUUUCUAAAGAGUUUAGCAGAUAAUGCAGAUGAUGGCUUGAUUGUAUUAUCAAAACUAGUGAAUGCAGACAAAAUAAUGAGCCUUAUCCAUCCAUCAAAA
Messenger RNA from Musa acuminata AAA Group (dessert banana), 1404 nucleotides. Its product is annotated as calcium-dependent protein kinase 4-like. The transcript has 4 exons. The coding region runs from base 195 to 932 and encodes 245 amino acids. NCBI's taxonomy places the organism in Eukaryota, Viridiplantae, Streptophyta, Magnoliopsida, Zingiberales, Musaceae. Gene Ontology annotation, molecular function: ATP binding; calcium ion binding. The record is from RefSeq and is a predicted model, not a curated record. Gene Ontology annotation, cellular component: endoplasmic reticulum.